Exophiala viscosa is the source of this 579-nucleotide messenger RNA. RefSeq lists its product as uncharacterized. NCBI's taxonomy places the organism in Eukaryota, Fungi, Ascomycota, Eurotiomycetes, Chaetothyriales, Herpotrichiellaceae. Bases 1 to 579 code for a protein of 192 amino acids. The transcript has 2 exons. The record is from RefSeq and is a predicted model, not a curated record.
AUGGCCACAAUUGCCUCAACUCCCAUGUCAGCUCGCUCAGAAGGCAACAGAAUCACAGCGUCGAGUGCUAGCCGAGCAACCAACUUUCUCUUGCUCUCAUACGAAGUGCGGCAGGCGAUUUACCAAGCAGUAUUCGUCCAGGACCACCCAAUCUCCCUCCAGUCUUUCAAUGGCCACCUUGUCUCCAGAUAUCCAGAAGACAUCAACCUCGCCGCCCUUCUACUCUGCAGAGAAGUCAGUCAUGAAGCCCUGCAAGUCCUGUACACCCAAAACUACUUCAUCCUCCACUGGGGCAGUCUCUGCUAUGGACCUCCUCUCAACCAGACCUUCAGCGAAUGGCUCAAAUACCUCGAAAUUGACUGCUCUGCCCGCUCUACUGGCUUCAAUAGCGAGAAGCAGCAGAAAGAGGCCAAAGAGCAGGAGUUGAAGGCUCUACAAGACCAACAAAACACCCUGAAGGAGCAGGCAAAGGACUACCCAGCCCUGGCCCGGAAAGAACAUGUGACCAUUUCAUUCCCUCAGCAGCAGAUCACCGAAGAGAUGCACGGUCAACUCGACGACCACAGCCUGCACAAUUGA